Bombus impatiens (common eastern bumble bee) is the source of this 1798-nucleotide messenger RNA. Its product is annotated as aquaporin-like. Lineage: Eukaryota; Metazoa; Arthropoda; Insecta; Hymenoptera; Apidae. The record is from RefSeq and is a predicted model, not a curated record. Gene Ontology annotation, biological process: transmembrane transport. Gene Ontology annotation, cellular component: plasma membrane. Gene Ontology annotation, molecular function: water channel activity. Bases 270 to 1199 code for a protein of 309 amino acids. The transcript is spliced from 7 exons.
AUGGCAUUGUCCGAGGGGAGUAUCGUCCGAAAGGAUGAGAAACUAUGUCGGUCGGUUGGCAUCGAUUUGGCAGAAGUAACGGGAGCCAGAGUGCCUGCCAGAGGAGGAGAUUCUACAUAUAGAGGUGUCAUAUCGUCAAGCUUCGGCCGAGUGACCGCGAGAAACACCACGUGCUCCUCUCUUCUCUCUGCUCGCAACGUAACACGAGGUGGAGCACAGCUGAUCGAUCUUCGUCUCAGCGCAGAUUGACGUGGACCAGUUCGUGAGACAUGGAGCAAACUGGCAUCUCGAUAAUACAGACUGGUGCGAUCACCGCCAGUACAGCGGGAAAAUCGAAAAGCGUUGGCAUCCCGUUCAAUCCGAGCUCCAGCAUACAGACCGCCACGAAGAAGUUCAAAAUACCAUGUUUUAAGGAGCUGAUGCAUGGCGAAGGCGCUAUGAAGAAAACCGUGUUGAUAAUUUUGGCCGAGACGAUUGGCACCUCUAUAUUGCUAUUCGUUGGCUGCAUGGGAUGCGUUGGAGGCCUGGGCUCUGAACCCACUCCACUUCAAAUUUCUUUAACCUUUGGCCUUGCUGUGAUGAUUGUGAUUCAAUCUAUUGGCCACAUCAGCGAUGCUCACAUUAACCCUGCCAUCACGGUGGGAUCGGUAGUGCUCGGGAAGAAGACUAUUCCCGAGGGAUUGGUGUACCUGUUGUCCCAGAUAGUCGGCGGAAUCCUGGGGUUCGGCAUGCUGAAGGUGGUGACGCCGGCAGGUAACCUGACGAGCAAGACCCUCAGCGAGGCGGACAUGUUUUGCGUGACCGAUCUACACUCGGAGCUAUCUGCGAUCCAGGGCCUGUUGCUCGAGGGCAUUUCCACCGCUAUACUGAUGCUGGUCGCGUGCGCCGUCUGGGACAGUAGAAACGUGAAAAACACCGACUCGGUGCCAAUCAGAUUCGGUCUGACGGUCGCUGCUCUUGCGCUCGCGUUCGGACCUUACACAGGCUGCAGCAUGAACCCGGCCAGGUCAUUGGCACCAGCGCUCUGGAACAAUCAGUGGUCACAUCACUGGAUCUACUGGUUCGGCCCCAUUGGUGGCGCCCUUUUAUCGUCCUUCAUGUACAAAACUAUCUUCGGCGUGAAGAACCACACGGAGGAUGAGUGCUCCGCUGAAGCUGUCGCGCUGAACAGCGUCAACAUUCAGAAGACGGAGCCGUGAUACAAAACUGAAGAGGGCCAAUCGGAAACGUCGAGGGUACGGAUCGAUCGGCACCAUCUUCAAGAAACCACGAGAGAUUAAGCGUUCAAUGGAGGAUUCGAAUGGAUCGAACGGAUCUACCGGAUCGUACAUCGCGCCAUCUAGGAUCUUUUGUACCUCCGUUUUUCUCGAUCGUAUAGAGUUCGAACGAUCCAGGAAAUCGCAAGACUGCUCAUCAGAGAGAUAGAUCAUCCGUUGCCUGCGAAGUAUUGUUCACACGCGGCAACGUUAUCCUGUUAGGGAAACGAUAUACAGCGUAUAGGUUAUGUGCAUCCCGGGAACGACGCUAUUCCGCCAUUUUACGAUUCGAUGAUCCACCGUGUACAAUAUGGUGGCUGUUAGAUCGGAACCGAUGCCGGGAACACGCAUCUCGUUGUUGUUGUCUUUUUCAUUUUUUUUCUUUCGAAUACUCCGUUAGUAUGUGUUUUGCGCAACAUAACCGUGUUGCUUGCUGCUUCAUAGGCGAUUUCAAUUCGCUAUUUGUCGUUGUACAUAAUUGUUAUAUUUUUUAUAGAUGUAUUUACUCGUGACGAUGGAAAAAUAUAAUCGGAUAAAAGUGA